Molecule: messenger RNA, 2407 nt
Organism: Gavialis gangeticus (Gharial)
Lineage: Eukaryota; Metazoa; Chordata; Crocodylia; Gavialidae
Product: aquaporin-7-like
Exons: 7
Coding region: 95-961 (288 amino acids)
Biological process (GO): glycerol transmembrane transport; water transport
Cellular component (GO): basolateral plasma membrane; plasma membrane
Molecular function (GO): water channel activity; glycerol channel activity; urea transmembrane transporter activity
Source: RefSeq, a predicted model, not a curated record
UCACCUGCAGUGAGAUGGCACCGCGAGCAGGAUGCAAAGAGGCAAACAUGAUCCUUAGACAUAGCAAGAGAGGGGCCUGGUGGGCUGAAAGCUGAUGGCAGAGCGCAGGAUGCUGGAGAAAAUUCAGAAGAUCCUGACGGUCCGCAACGAGCUUGUCCGGGAGGCGCUGGCCGAGGCGCUGGGCACCUUUCUUCUGAUGCUCCUUGGCUUAGGGUCCGUUGCCCAGGUGAAUCUAGGAGGAGGAAAGUUUGGGGAAUACCUGAGCAUCAACCUGUCAUUUGGACUGGGCGUCGCUUUGGGCAUCCAUGCAGCUGGCGGGAUCUCAGGAGCUCACAUGAAUGCCUCCAUUACCUUCACCUACUGUCUCCUGGGGAAGCUGCCCUGGAAGAAGCUUCCAGCCUACGUGGUGGGCCAGUUCCUGGGGUCCUUUGUGGCAGCAGCCACGAUCUUCGGCUUGUAUUACGAUGCACUUUACCUCUACACUGGAGGCAACUUCACUGUGACGGGACCCAAUGCCACAGCCGGGUUCUUCGCCACCUACCCAGCUCCGUAUAUGUCCCUGACGGGGGCAUUUUUCAAUGAGUUUAUUGGCACGGCAGUGCUGCUUUUGGGCAUACUGAUCAUCCAUGACGAGAAGAAUAAUCCAGCCUUAAAGGGAACCCAGGCAGUGGUCACGGGGCUCCUGGUCUUUGUGAUCGGCAUGUCAAUGGGAAUCAACACAGGAUAUGCCAUCAACCCCUCAAGAGACCUCCCUCCCAGGAUCUUCACUGCAAUAGCCGGCUGGGGACUGGAGGUCUUCAGGGCUGGAAAUAACUGGUGGUGGGUCCCGAUCGUAGCUCCGACGUUGGGAAGUCUGUUUGGCGUUUUAGUCUACAAACUCUUCAUUGACCUUCAUAAUCAGCCGGCCACAGACAAUGGAAACGAGAAAGAGAAGUACACUUUGGAGAGUGCUCGGAUGUGACGUCCAGCUGUUCCCCAGAACUAAGCCUGAAAGCAAAGCUCUAGACAAGGCGUGUUGCACGCAUGCACUUACACUGAUUGUCACUGACUGGCUCUUGAGACACCCACUGGCAAUAAAUGCACCUUUAAUUUAUUCAUCCCCCACUUCUGGAAGGUGUGAGGAUGGAGGCUAGGUUUGAAUAAAUCUUUGCAACUCGAUCAGACUAACUGGGAUUUCUAAUGGAUCACAUUAUUCUCAAGAGGGCCAAAUGUGGCUCUGCCCUAAAUAAGUUAUUCAAUAGGAUUUAAAGUUUAUUAACUAUUUUUUUCUCUAUGGAAAUAACGCAUAUAACUCCAUCGCACUGGUGAAAAUCCCUGCACAGCUUAAAUGAUUCCAGGCACGUAAUUCUGUCACAUCCCAGAUGUGAAAAGCAAUAGGGAGGUAUGGAUUAAGCUCACCAUGUGCUCUAUUCAAGGCAAGGUCAGUGCUUCCCCAUGGGGUGACAGCACCUUGAACAAAGGUGUUUUGAUUGUGAAUGCUGCUUGGUAAUACAGCAAGGCCUGAAUCCCAGAGCCUGGCUCCUUAUUCAGUCUUCAGACGGGGAGGGGGAUGGGGGUCAGCCCCGUUGAUUUAGUGUGACCCUGCCUUUAAUGGGUAACCUCCCACUUAUAACUCCCACUUAUAACAAGGCUAUCAAGCAUCUGGUCUGGCAGGAUGGAGGGAGGAGUAGCCUGUUCUCACUAAGGCUUUGGCAGCUUUCAGUGGAGUCUCUCCUUUCCUGACUUCUGUGUCCACAGUGUGAACCUUAAGUGCUGGGCAGUCUCCUGUCCAGAGACCUUCUGAUCCCUUGUUCUGUCUUGGUGGACUCUUGUGGACCAGGACAUUUGCUUUCUGCAACUGAAAGCAUUCAGCUGUGGAGCUACAGCUUUAAACAGGAUCUUUUAAUGCUGAAACAGAAAACAAGCUCCUCCCACACCACUCAGGAAAACACCAGGAGACUUAGGAACGAGUCCUGAGCCUGGAGGGGCUGCUUCUACAGGGCAGGGGAACAGGUAUUCAGCCUCGUUACUGGCCCUCUGACCCCCUCCAGCAUCCUCAAAAACAAGCAUGCCGAAUCUUCCUCUUCCCAGGCCGACACGUGAGGGUGACUCUUUCUACCCCUCUCCUGUGCUUGAUCCCCAAGUGCUCCAGGGCUGCUGCAGGACUUCAGCACACGACUGGGUUUCUGGAGCUGGACAACAUAGAUGAGCAGUGGUGUUACGAUGGGUCCAGAUGUCCUGCUCCAAGGAUGGCAACCAUAGACUGCAAAUCCUCUCUCACAAAAGCCAGGCUGUUCACCUCGGGCUGAAUCAACGGACUGUUUUUCGGGACUCUGCCUCUUCCCCCUGGUUUCAGCUGACCUUAAGUUUGUAACAGCAUGACUUAUCUGUGGAAUUAAUAAAGCAGAAAUGUGUCUGGGCCACUCCA